UCUGACUGAUGAUGUUAUGAGUUCAUAACGAAACGUCUCAAUAAAAUGAUUAAAACGGUGUCUAUAAUUCUCUUAUUUAUAUUGAUUUUGUCAUGUUACAGAAUACUUUCAAGAAGAAAAAAAUGAGAAAUGAGUUUUUUUUGUGAAAAACGAUCUGAAAGGGGUGUUGAAGUGUUUAGGGUCAAAAAUUUGCCCCUCACAGACCGUGACAGAGAAACUAUAGUGUUAAAGCAUCAAAUAAAUGGUAAGGUACAAAUCUAUCUUGAAAAAAUGGAACAAAGCGGUGUCCAUUUAAUUAGUAACAAUAAGUCCAUCGUGUUUCACAUUUCUAAUCCUGCAAGGAAUUGCGCUAACAGUUUUUUCUAUAAAGGAAGUCAAGUAAUACCUUAUCUUCUUCUCGAUCGUGUUCGCAAGAUAAUCGAUAAUAUUCUAAUGCACCUGUGAAAUAUUUUUUCCCUGUUCGACAGAUUUGAAAGAGAGAACGAAAUAAAAAAUGACUCAUUUUUGUAAGUUGUGUCAACCUAUAGAUCAAAUUGGCUUGUACCCACAGAAAUUCUUUCACAAUUCAAAGCAAAUCGAAUUAUUUGAGUUGCUCAGAAAAAAGAUUGGAGACAAAGAAUUAACAUUAGAUAUGCUGAAGGACGAGAAAAAUUAAACAUAAGAGAACUAUAAAAUAUCGAAUUCUCUUUCUCUCUGUCACUAAUAAUAAUCUUAUAAAUACUUAGUUGUUACCGUUCGAUGCGUCUGGUUUUGAAUAGUGUAGCUUGUUAUCUAUCGACUUCGAUAAAAGAUAUAAGAUGAAUUUAAUCAUUUAAUCUAUACGCCUCACAUUAGCUUGAUAUUCAGUCUCAAAUAAUAAAUAAAUCGAUGCAAUCUGUUCGAUAUCUUAUCGAUUGUUGAUCUUCAACUAAUGAGCAAAUACACGAUCCAUAUUCUUCUGAAAGAUUAGAUUUAACAAAAAAGUAAAAUAACUAUCAUCUUUGUUUUCUGCUGGAUGAUGCAAGUGAAUCAGGUAUCACUAUUUUUCAACAUUAAUGGAAAACGCGUUGACAUGUAAUAGUACCAUUGUUUAGCAAACUCACUCUUUAAGAGAGGGUCCGCGCGACCACCAAUAGAGCUGACCGCCACUAAAAGGUUUUUUUUUGGAUUCUUUUAUUGCAAACGAAAGAUCAUAUUGAGAACCCUUCGAAUCCAAAAUAUCAUGUUUUUCGGACGUAUCUAUGAAAAAUGCCGAAGAUAACAACUUUUAAUAUUUGAUGAAUAGCCCAUAAAAUUUUAAAAAAAAUGAUCCUUAAUAGUUAUUUUGCUCGGUAAUCAGCCAUUGUACGGACUAAGCUUGUCUCAAAUAAAAAUCUGACUACAGAUUCAUGAUCAGCAUCAAAGACUGAAGAUAAAAAAGUCACUUGGUUGAAUAUACACUCCAUAAAAUUGAAGAAAUCAACUUAAGUAGGAAGAUACUGAAUUCAUCAUAGAUUGUGUAUUAAUAAGUACAAUAGUCAACCUAUCUAGGUUUUUUUUUCAAGAAGAAAUUACAUCAAUCAUCUUGUUUCAUUUUGAGCCACUAGACUUCAACCUUUAAAACAAUCUUUUUAAUUUGCUUAGAUUUUGUUUUUAUGUAGAAAAAAUGAGACUUUUUCUCAUAUGCAUGGGAAAUCCAUAUAGACAAAAAUAUUUUUAUUUUUAUUUUAAAUUUUCAGGAAGAUAAUGAGUAAGUUUUCAAAUUAACAUGUGCUGAUUAUCUAUCAGUACAUUGAUUGAUCAAAAACAACUUGUUCUUUUUUUUCGCACUACUUGCCUCUUUGUUGAAGAUCUGAUAUCUGAUCUUCCACUUUCUCGUCGAUAUGUAGCAAAAAAAAACAAUAAUCAAUACUACCGAUAAAUAAUAAUGAAAUAAAACUAGAAACUUAUUUUAUUCGCUAAAAAGUAUUUCUGACGGAGUCAAAGUGUAUAACGUAAAAAAAUUGUCAAUUUUUCAAAAAUUGAGGUGCCUUAUUGAAAGACAAAAAACCGUGCAUUUUAUCGGGUAGUCUUGCAUUGAAACAAAAAAUAUUUCGUCGAAAGUGAUUUCUUCGAUCUUUUCAAAAAUUGUUUCAUUUCUUCCGAACAAAAUUUCUCUGCACGUACUCGAAAAGAGUACAAAUUUAUUACUUUUGAUUUCGCCAGAAAUACCCUAUCAGAUCAACAGUGGACAAACAUUCUGUCAAAAAAAUUUUCGAUCACUCUAUAAUUAAAAUCUUUUUCAUAGGAAAUUGAUUUUAGUCAAAUUCCUGAUCGAUCACUAUUACCAAGAUUUAGUAGUAAAGUUCAUCAUGAGCUUCUCAUGGGUAAUCCUGAGUCAGUAAUGAAUGAAUUAAUUCGAGAAGCAACUGAUUUUUAUAUGAAUGUUAAUCCACAACUAACUCACGAUGUAGAAUAUAAAAAGAUUGGUAUUGUACUUAUUACAAAAUAUCCUUAUUUAGCAUGUGAAGAUACAAUUAAUCCUCAUGAUUUAAUUACAUCUCGAUUAUCAGCACGUAUUCGAAAUGUUCGUCGAAAGAUGCGUACUCGUGAAUAA
Molecule: messenger RNA, 2554 nt
Organism: Rotaria sordida
Lineage: Eukaryota; Metazoa; Rotifera; Eurotatoria; Philodinida; Philodinidae
Source: the annotation of a GenBank genome assembly